Messenger RNA from Penicillium bovifimosum, 336 nucleotides. Its product is annotated as putative C2H2 finger domain protein. Gene Ontology annotation, molecular function: nucleic acid binding; zinc ion binding. Lineage: Eukaryota; Fungi; Ascomycota; Eurotiomycetes; Eurotiales; Aspergillaceae. The record is from RefSeq and is a predicted model, not a curated record. Bases 1 to 336 code for a protein of 111 amino acids. The transcript is spliced from 3 exons.
AUGGGUGCCCUCAGGAAAGUCAAGAACAAGCGCCGCACAAGAGACUAUGACCAAGUCAUCGCGGAUCUGAAGACUCCCCGUCACUUGCAGAAGUACAAGGACUCAAAGGAUGUAGAGGAUCUCCCCGGUUUGGGCAAGCACUACUGCGUGGAAUGCUCAAAAUGGUUUGAGAGCGAAUACAAUCUCAAGGCACACGCCAAGGGCAAGAACCACAAGCGCAGACUUCGUAUCCUGCGCGAUGAGCCUCACAGCCAACAGCUCGCCGAGCGUGCGAUCGGACUCGGUUUCGUCGACAACGGCAAGCGCGAAGAAAAACCUGACGUGAUGGAGGACUAA